UGCAGCGGAACUUUUCGGGACCAUGGUGCAGCUGUACAAUUUGCACCCGUUCGGGUCACAGCGAGUAGUGCCCUGCAAGCAAGAACCGUCGCACUUCUGCUGCGGCCAAGACGUGCUGUUCGUGGCCAGCACGGCGGCCAGCUGCAAGGUGGAGGUGUUCGCCGUGCACGAACAGGGCCGCUGCGAGGCCCUGGGCUCCUUCGCCACGCUGGGUCCGGUGCUGCGCAUGGCGCACAGCUCGACAGGAGACUAUCUGGUGACAAUUGAAGAAAAAAGCAAAGCAACUUUCCUAAGAGCAUAUAUGAACUGGAGAUGCAUGUCUGCAGGGAGUUCUCGCGUGUGUGUUCGGAUGGUUGGUCACAAGAUGGAAGAGUCAUACUGUGAAACCUUAAAAGAACAGAUGUCAGUUGUUGAAAUGCCACUUUCAGAUCCUCCACUGUGCAUUUCGUGUUGUCCUGUGAAUGGAGAUCUUCUUGUGGGCUGCAAGAAUAAACUAGUCAUGUUCUGUUUGAAAUACCGGGUCAUAAAUGAGAAUUUGACUGUGUUAGAUUUUGAACGCUCCUUAAUUUUGCACAUUAAUAACCUCAUUCCUGCUGAAGUUGCGUUUUGUGCCAGACAUAUAGCUGUAACAACAGAGCUGGAUGUUCUAAUGCUGAAACUGGAACUGGUCCAGCAGAGGGCAGACAGGACAGAGCAAUGUGCUCAGUCAGUCAGUGCACCAGAAAAGGCUGUGGAUGGAGGUGUGAAAGAUGAAAGUACUUCAACAGAUCCUUUACAGCUUGAAUUGGAUGAGUUCAUCAUAUGUCAGAAGCCAGUGGAACUGCUUGGGGAAGAAAGUAAGCUAUGUGAGAUACCCAUCACACUGGAAUCCACAGAGUUACCUACAGAAGACACAAAGCACUUCCAAGUGCGGUAUCUGCUUUUCAGACGUUUUGCACCCGACCAGUCGCCUUUUGGGUUUUGUGAAGAGACAAAGUUGCACUCUGUUCAACUGCUUCCUGUAUACCAGACAGGAAUUUCUACAACAGCCUAUGAGGAAACUGAGAACAAGAGAAAACUUCUGAGUCUCUUCUGCUUUUUCUCUUUACCUUAUGUUGGAUAUCUCUACUCCAUUGGAAAGUUAGUAGAGCUAAUUUCUACUUACCAAUAUUCAGAGAAGUCAGAGCAGGCAGUCCUCACUCCACAGUUCCUGCAUGUCAUUACAAGUCAGAGCCUGCAGUGCUUCACAGUGCGAUGCAGUGCAGCAGCAGCUCGUGGUGAGGAUCCCUAUAUCGACACGACUGUGAAGGCUUGUCCACCUGUCACACUCGAUGUCUGUACAUUAAGAAUGCAGCUUUUUAUAGGACCAAGAGCUAUCUGUCAUUUCAAAAACCAUAUAAUUCUUUUGACUAAGGCAGACACAGAAGAUAUUACUGAAAGAAGAAAGCCUACAAGAAGGAUGCUUUCCAGAAAGACUGAAAGCAUCAAAUCCAGAACAAAUUCUGAGUCAGAGCCUGGUUGGAAUUUAUAUAUUAUAAACACUGUUUCAACAAUUCAGCUUUACAGAGAAAUGGUAGAUUAUAGUAGAACUUACGAAAAUGUUAAAACUGAGAGCUGCAUCCAUCUUCUAAGUGAGGCUCACUUACUGGUCAGAGCAGCUAUGAUGGACCCUCAUUUCUUUAAAUCAGAUGAGAAGGAAGAUCUUCUAAAAGCAUUCAGAGAAAGUUGUGCCUUCUUAGGAGACUGCUACAGCAGGUUUGACACAAAGGAUUACCACCUUGCUUUGCCAUACUACAGAAUGUCAGGUUUAUCCAUGACUGAAGUUUUAAAGAGACUAGUUUCAGAAGGUGAUGAAAUGCAGACAUAUGCGAAAGGAUUUAUAUUUUACUUAACUCAUUCUCUUAAUGAAGACUCAAAUGAAGAAUUAAGUAAGGAAUCAGGAAAUAAAGUUCUCCAGAUAUUCUAUCUUGCGGACCCGGUGCAGCUGCCUCACAUCCUUUGCAGUCCCAGCAUGAGAAACAUAUGUCCUUUGAGAGCUGUGAAGUAUCUUCAGAAAGUAGAAAAGAUGAUGCCAUCAGCAGUCCUGACACUUACUAAGGCUUUCUUGGCUCUGAAAAUGGGAGACCUAACAAUGUAUGAACAGGAAAUGGACUCCUGUAAGGAGACAACACUGGCUUGUGGCUUCAUUGGGCAACCACGACUCCUGCAUCAGCGUAAGGAAGGAAUUGUUAUGCCAACUGAGUUUGCUGUUCACCUGAAGGAGAUGCAGCCUGGUUUAUUGGUGGCUGCCACUGUGGCUUUACAUGAGAACCGGAAAAUUGAACUAGAAGAAGCAGAUACCUUUUUCAAGAUGCUGUGUAAUAGUAGUGAAAACACUAUUCCCCAGCUCCUGGUAGAUUUCUGGGAAGCUCUUCUUGUAGUGUCGUCUCAGGAAGAAAUACUUCAGGAACUCCUAUUGAGGGUUACUUCUCAGUAUGUUUGGAGAAUAUCAAGGAAGCAGCUUCCCGAAACUAAGCCAUUGAAAACAACAGAGGAUCUAAUAAACUCCUGUCAUCAUUUUGGGUUGAUUGUCCCAUGGGUAACUUCUAUAAUGUCAGUGGGUUGUUCAUCUGACAAAGAUUACCAUGGAGACAUCUCAAGACUACAGUCUCUUUUAUGUAGUCAGUCAAUCAAUAUAGCAUCAGCUCUGCCUAUUUUGGAGCCCCUGACAGAAGCUGACAAUGUUGGCCUCACCAUCCGUGUCCUCAGCAGUACCCGUCUGGGCAAGUAUGAGGAAGCCAUCGACCAGCUUCUCAGAAGGUGUCCUGAUGCAGCUGUGUUCUACGCUCAGCAUGAGCUGAAAGGUGACAGUCAGGCUCUGUGGUGGAAGAAGCUGCUUCCUGAACUUUGCAAGAGAACUAGACUUACUGGAAAUGACUGCCCUGUUCUUAUUUCAUCACUCAAAGAAACUUUAUCAAUUGUUGCAAUGGAACUGGAGCUAAGGGAUUUCCUAAGUGUUCUACCAGAGGAUGGGACUGCAGGAUUUUUUCUGCCACAUCUUCUUCACUGCAGCCAGGGGAAGUUGCUGACCUAAAAUGAUGACCUGUGGAUCUGCUAUCCAUUCAACUCCAAAAAAUGUGCUGUAAUAAAAAAGUAAAUGCAACAAGCAGUAGAGCUCCUUAUUAGGUACUGUGGGACUCCCUUCACAUACAUCCUAUGUCAAGUACUGAAGGACAGCUUUUUCCUGAGGCAAAGCAUCUAUUUUGAAGCUAAUUCUGGUGCCAAAGCAGGUGGGGAAUACAGAUUCUGCAGUCCAACUGAACAUACAGUGUUCACUGAAAGUAAAGUUGAAGGUCAGUCUUAAAUCUUUGUUAGUUGGAUCGUGGACCUAGGGAGGAAUUCAGGCUCAGGCAUGUCUAUCUACGAGUAAAAGUGAGUACCUACUCUUCCAAGUGGAAUUGAGCCCAACUGACUGAUACUGCAAUACAGACAUUUCCUUGAAAUCUAGCUGGCAAAAUUGGGCUGCUGCUCUGUCAUCUUGGUUACAUACCCAGGCAAGUGUUACACUGAGAAUGUUUUAAUUUAGCAGUUCGCAAGAAAAGGCGAUUAAUCAAAAAGAAACAAGUGGAAGAUAUGGACUGUGGUUGGCUUGCUGGUCUUUGUUCUCUUUCUUCCAUUAUGCUUAGUCAGUAGACAGUAUUUGAAGUAUCACUAGGCCAUAAAUACAGCCAAAAACUCUUAUUUCUUCUAGGGUUUUUGAUAAGCAUCUCAGGUGCUUGUGUAUGUGCGUACUGAUGUUUGUUUGUCUUGGGAGCAGAAAGCGUCUUUUUGCUCCUUCAGAGCUGGAAUUCAGUCAUAAUAAGCUGUCACACAUAUUUAUAACUUUCUUAUGAAUGUAGUUUGGGGUUUUUUUGACAAUUACCAAAAAUACAAUGACUCCCAUGAUCCCAUUACCAUCUAAACCAUCUAAAGGCCUAAUUAGCUGACAGUGACUCCAUAAAAAUGUUUUCACUGGAGUUGCAAUGUUAUUUAAACCUGUAGAAGUCAGUCAGAAGAGAUCGUCUAUAUUUCAGCAAAAAUACAUUAACAAUAAAAAGAUAAAAGUAGUUUAACUUACAUAAGUAGUUUAACUUACUUACAUAGCAUUCCUGCUAUAUGUAAAAUGAAUGAUCUGAUUUACUGGUAGGUAUUAUGCUGGUUUCAGUAUAAUCUUUUAAAAAGACCGAAGUGAUUUAGGCUUGUUACAGAGAAGCAAUUUCACUCUUACAGUUAUAAAGCCCAGAUAUCUUGCUUUCCCUGUCUGCCCCAUACAUCUUUCUCAUUUAGCACAGAUCUAAUAUGAGGAGUUGGGUUGUUGAAACACAACCGUAUCACUCUUACUGUUCUCAUUUUUGACUAGCAUCAGCCAUCCUCUAUUACUGCUGCUUACAUCCUUCAGGAAACACUUCCUUUUUCCUUUGCCAAGGGCUGCAACAACAAAAUGGUUCCACUGCAGGAGUUACUUAAGAGUCAUCAGAGCAAAGCUCUUCAGUACCAUAGUCACCAAAUUUUGGCGUUCAUGGUCUGCUUUUCAUGAGGCUUAUUUCAGCCUAAUUUUGCCUUGGAAUUAUUUUCAUAACAGAAAACCAAAUAUUUUAAAUGCACAUUCUUGAAAGAUACUACUGAAUAAAAUUGUAAAGUAAUUCAACAGAAAUAAUAGAACUAUUUUGUUAACUGCUCAAUUAUACAAUACUGUGUAUCUUUUCAGAGUGAACCGAUGGAUAAAGUAAUAACCAAAUUCCUGUUUUCUAAGCAGUUACUACAGACAUACCUAUCUAGUAAAAUGUGACAGUAUGGUGACCAAUACCCCAAAUUUUGCCAUUAUUCAGGGUUAUUUGCAAACUUUAAAAAAAGUACAUUUCAUUAGUUCUUCCAUGUUCUUCAGCUCCUAAAUAACAUGCAUUAGCCAUCACCUAGAAUAUUGCAAGAUACUGUUUUUAUUUAUAGAAACAUAUAUUUAUAAGCUGUUACAUCCAUUCAGCUGUGUUAGCCUGUGGUUCUUUUCUUAGCCAUGGCCACUAUGUGAAAUCUUCCAAAACCUGUAGAGAUGAGUGGUCUAGAAGAGAGUAUUUUCCAAGAAAUGAAGGUGGACCUUGGAGGAUCACUCUGUUAAAAUUCUUUUAUCAUUCUUGAGUGCCUGUCAUGCCUUUACAGUUGAACAGAUUGAAUAAUCUUGGGAGCAGAGACUGUUUGACUGGAGGGGGAAAAAAAAAGCUUUUUGUUACAUUUCAUCAAAAGAACUGUCUGUGCAUGCGGCCAACAGAGUCCGAAACUAACAGAGGAUCUGAGUACCUUCUGAACAUUGUGAGUUAGGUUUAAGAACAAUAGUGCACUUAAGGGUACAUUUUAAUGCCAUCUAGAUGCCUAAUAAUAAAAAAAACAACAUACUGCUAGUCAAAGUUGAAA
Molecule: messenger RNA, 5403 nt
Organism: Cyanistes caeruleus (blue tit)
Lineage: Eukaryota; Metazoa; Chordata; Aves; Passeriformes; Paridae
Gene: HPS3
Product: HPS3 biogenesis of lysosomal organelles complex 2 subunit 1
Biological process (GO): organelle organization
Cellular component (GO): BLOC-2 complex; cytoplasm
Source: RefSeq, a predicted model, not a curated record